Messenger RNA from Bipolaris victoriae FI3, 501 nucleotides. RefSeq lists its product as hypothetical. The record is from RefSeq and is a predicted model, not a curated record. The transcript has a single exon. Bases 1 to 501 code for a protein of 166 amino acids. Lineage: Eukaryota; Fungi; Ascomycota; Dothideomycetes; Pleosporales; Pleosporaceae.
AUGGCUCAGCUAUAUGCAAUUUCAGGCAGUCUACUUCCUGCGUCAGCUACCAAGUCAGACAAAGAAGGAUUUGAAGAUUUGGCAAAGGCGUUGCUUAAUGCAGCAAGGCCACCGAUUUACAACGCAACAGAAGACAUCAAUGGGACGCUAGAAUUGUUAGAUGCGCAUUCUGCUCCUGAGUGGCAGACGGGUCUCUUUGUCGGCAUGGGUCUCGUCUCGCCCAUAUACCCUACGCUUGAUACAUCGACGCGCAAGUUACGCCGUGCUGGCAAACUCAUGCUCCGAAAAAUUGACUUUGAGAAGGAAAUGCGGGCGGUACAUGAAGGCGCUAGACGGGCCAACCCUGGUCCAUACGAACAAGGGUUAUAUGACGUAUCCGCGCACAAUGAAGUUUCUGCGCAUCUUGAUAUCGGCAAGAGUAACGAGUCGGCGGCCGCGCCUGAAAUUCCCGACGAGCUGUUGGACCGAGUCAUGCGCCCAGUUUCUUCUUCGCGAAGAUGA